AUCUGCAUAUGAUUUUAUCUACUAAGUUGUGAGUAACAGUACUACCAAUAAUUCUAAGUGAAAAUGGAGCUAUAGCUCUAAUGGUCUAUGAUCUAACUGUUUUCAAUAGUGUUUUAGGGGUGGAUGUCAAGAUUACUAAACCUCUUUUGUCAUAAUAAACUCUAUUGAGCUGUUCCCCUGUCCUUAGUUGUCUGAUGUCUCUACAAGACUCUUGAACCUCUAUAAUUAGUGCACUAAUCUGUUAGUCAUACCUCUAACUUGUUAACAUGAAAUAGAGUACCGGAGAGGGAGAUUUGAUAUGACAGUAAAAUGCCUCACCAACACCAAGAGUUGAGUAAGAGUGAUCUCCCCUGUUUUCAGCACAGUCAUUUAUUAAGAUUAAUGCUUGUAUUUUUAAUAGCAGGGGGAUUGGAAAAAUAUCAGUUAUGCUUCUAGCAAAAAAAAACAAAUGACUAGAAUAUAUAUACUACUAAUGGAAAGGGGGUAAAAAAGAACUGGCUUCGUCAUUGCCUAAUACUAUACUAGUGAAAUUCAGAAUUGGUGUAUGUAUUAGACUGACCUUAAAGAUUUAAUGAAACAAACUCAAAAUAUUAAGACAUUUUGCUGGUUCUUCAGAUAGGAUAGUAGAUGACAGUAAUGGAGAUGCUGCCAUUGAUUCAUACCACUGCCACAAGGUACACUCAUUCUCUUAAGUUGAAUUUAAAGAUCUAGACGAAUAAAUUGAAUGUCCCAAGGCCUUGGAGACUGACUUCAGAGACUGGUUAUGGCUCCGGUAAUAAUUCACCAAACCUUCCUCAUGUGAAAAUAGGCCACACACACAAAAUGGGAAACACGUACACCAGUAGUCACACUAACCUUAGCAAAGGUUGUAGUUCAUGAAGCCGGCCCCUCCGGUACCACAGCAUUCUUGGGAGACUAUUUUGAUUCAUUCAAGUCUCUCUUUCUCUUCCAUUUAAUUUCAACUCUCUUUUUAGGGUGUUCAAUAAGUAAUCCCUAUGUGUGUCCUAUUGAAAAUAAUAUUUGAUAAAUAAAGAAGAUAUGUUAUGUAUCUGAAAGAGUAAUUAUAUUCUUGCACCUAGUCUUCAAAAACAAUUAUAUUCUUACACCCACUUAUCAAGAAUUGACCAAUAUGCCAUGGCCUAGUCAUUUAGGGUUUGAUUUCCUUGAUUCUAUUCUAUUUAUCAUUUUGGACCUUUUGUUAGUGCUUGCCUUAUUGGGCAUCAGAUUCUUCAAUAAUGCCUCACCCACACUAACAAAAUAAAUUUUUAUCAGGUUUCUUUGAAUUUAUAUAUAUGCUUUAGAUAAUAAUUAUGUAUAGAAUAUGGUGGAACAAAUUCACCGUCUCAAAGCAAAACCCAAAGUCACACGUAUACUUGGAGACUAAUCAUUUCAGACUUGUUGUGGCUCCGGUCUAGCCUGAAUAUUUCACCAAACCUUCCUUAUGUGAAUCUAGCCACAUACACAUACACAAUGGGAAGCGCUUACAGUAGUAGUCACACUAACCUUAGCAAAGAGUGUACUUCUUUCGAAGCUGGCGCCACCGGUACCAGAGCAUGCUUGGGAGGCUCUUUUGAGAUUUUCAUGGGGAAAACGAAAGAAAAUGACCGCACAGAUGUUUGGGGGGUGGAAUACAAGACAGGACAGAAAAACAACUGUUGCGGUUUUCAGUUGAAGGCAACCCAUGAUAACAAUGGUGCUGAGACCAUUUUUUUUGGACUAAUCGACACUGCUGAGAACAAAACUGAAUUUUCAUUGAAGAUCACAAGGGUCGGUCGUGAUCGUCUCCGUGGAGGGAUAGCAGGAGUUAAUUCUUCCCGCCCCCCAGUUUCCUCUACAAGAGCUAAACCAGACUGCACAAUAGAGACUGUUAUUGUUUCGUACGGUUGUUCAUUCAGGGAAGGGCUUUUUGUUCUUGAAAUGAAGAAAAAGAUUAACGCUGAAAAUGCUCACAUGGUCACAUUAGCACACUAUUAUGUCACCAAAGACGUAGGUCUCUCUGUUUCGGCCAAGAUUUUUCGCAGCAAAGGUGGUGGUAGUUUUGUUGUUGAAAUGGAGGGCCCUAUCAAACACCCAAGUUCUGAUUUGCGUAAGGUUCUUGUUAAGACUUCUCAUACAUGUAUAUGGUCGCCUGGUGCUUGUUCUCACUGUAAAGCAGCAAAAUCUAGCACUGGUGCUAAAACUGGAGAUUCCAAUGGUUCAUUGUUGAAAGCUGAUCAAUCUCAUACUGUAGGCCAAAUCGUUAAAGAUGGUUUCUUCUCAAGUAACGUCAGAGAGCAACACAACAAGGGCCUCAUUAAUUCAAGUGGAUACACUACUGGUUCUCUAAAUAACUCUAUCAUCUUUAUAGAUUGUAAUUUUUGAAUUCAUGAUUUGGAAGUUGUGGGAAUGUAAUAUGGAAAUCUUUCACUUUUCUGUACCGAAAAAGUUCAAAUAAAAGCUGGGAAACACCCUGGUUCCAUCCAUAGAUGAUGGCAUUCACACUCGAACAA
Messenger RNA from Lotus japonicus, 2489 nucleotides. RefSeq lists its product as uncharacterized. The record is from RefSeq and is a predicted model, not a curated record. Bases 1471 to 2361 code for a protein of 296 amino acids. NCBI's taxonomy places the organism in Eukaryota, Viridiplantae, Streptophyta, Magnoliopsida, Fabales, Fabaceae. The transcript has a single exon.